Molecule: messenger RNA, 5457 nt
Organism: Spea bombifrons (plains spadefoot toad)
Lineage: Eukaryota; Metazoa; Chordata; Amphibia; Anura; Pelobatidae
Gene: UGGT1
Product: UDP-glucose glycoprotein glucosyltransferase 1
Exons: 41
Coding region: 42-4649 (1535 amino acids)
Cellular component (GO): endoplasmic reticulum
Molecular function (GO): UDP-glucose:glycoprotein glucosyltransferase activity
Source: RefSeq, a predicted model, not a curated record
GGGAGGAGUGGUACGUGUUGGAGAAAAGAGCCGGUAGCCAAAUGUCCUGGAAGAUGGGAGCCAUGACAGUUGUAUACGUCUUGUGCCUGUACUUUGCCGUUGUAUCUGCGGAUUCGAAGGCUGUGACAAUGUCUCUUACCACCAAGUGGCCCUCUACACCUUUAUUACUGGAAGCCAGUGAGUUUUUAGCUGAGGAAGGACAGGAACAAUUCUGGAGCUUUGUGGAAGAAAAUCAACAGUUGGAUGAUCAAGGUUCUGAUUUUUCAAACUACCAGCUAAUGUUGAGUAGCGCUGUUAGACACCUAUCGCCGUUCCAGCAGAACCUGCUGAGAUUUGCCCUGUCUCUUCGAUCUUACUCUGCUACUGUACAGGCGUUCCAACAGAUUGCCUCUGACGAGCCUCCCCCUUUGGGCUGCAGUGCCUUCAUUACAGUUCAUGGAGAGAAAACUUGUAACUUGGACAACUUAUCUUCCCUUUUAAAGUCUGCUGCGGAGAGGCCCAAGCCAUUCUUGUUCAAAGGAGAUCACAGAUAUCCGGGUAAAACCUCUGACAGCACCGUGGUUAUACUUUAUGCUGAGAUUGGCACCAAGGAAUUUUCCGUCUUCCAUCAGCUGCUUUCCGAGAGGGCCAGAGCGGGAGAAAUCAACUAUAUACUGCGCCACUAUGUUAGCAGACCUGGAGCUGAAAAAGUUUUCCUUUCCGGCUAUGGCGUGGAAUUGGCAAUCAAAAGCACUGAAUACAAAGCGAAGGAUGACACUCAGGUGAAAGGGAAUGAUGUAAAUGCCACUGUGAUGGGUGAGAAUGAUCCAGUUGAUGAAGUGCAAGGAUUCCUCUUUGGGAAACUAAGACAACUAUAUCCAGAACUGAAAGAGCAGCUAAAGGAAUUGAGAAAUCAUUUGGUAGAAAGCACCAAUGAAAUGUCCCCCUUGAAGGUGUGGGAGCUGCAAGAUCUUAGUUUUCAAACAGCGGCACGGAUUCUAGCUGCUCCAUCCUCAGAGGCUCUGUUGGUUAUGAAGGAUUUGAGCCAGAACUUUCCCACUAAAGCCAGGUCAUUAACCAGAACAGUAGUUGAUCCUGCUCUUCGCAUGGAAGUAGAAGAAAACCAGAAGUAUUUCAAAGGAACCUUAGGUCUGCAACCAGGAGAAUCGGCUCUGUUUAUCAACGGAUUACACAUCGAUUUAGAAAGCGAAGAUAUCUUCAGUUUGUUUGAUACAUUGCGCAACGAAGCUCGAGUGAUGGAAGGUCUUCAUCUCUUAGGGAUAGAAGGUGCUGCCCUGCAUAAUGUUCUAAAACUCAAUGUUCAGCCCUCUAACUCGGACUAUGCUGUGGAUAUCCGCACUCCUGCCAUAUCUUGGGUGAACAACUUGGAACUUGACAGUAAAUACAAUUCAUGGCCGUCCAGCGUUCAGGAACUGCUACGCCCCACCUUCCCCGGUGUCAUCCGACAGAUCCGCAAGAACUUUCACAACUUGGUUCUUAUUGUUGACCCUGUACACAAGUCCACCUCGGAGUUGAUAAAUGUGGCUGAAAUGUUCCUCAGCAAUCAUAUUCCUAUCAGGCUUGGUUUGGUGUUUGUUGUAGAUGACUCUGAAGAUGUUGACGGCAUGCAAGAUGCGGGGGUUGCUCUUCUCAGAGCUUUCAACUAUGUGGCUGAUGAAAUUGACAAUUAUCAGGCAUUCCAGCUGGUCGUAUCGAUCUACAACAAAGUCCGUACUGGAGAAACACUAACUGUGAAACAUGUAACCAGCGUCCUGGAGCAGAAGUAUCCAUAUGUCGAGUUGAGCAGUAUUAUGGGUUCAGACUCUGCUUACGACCAAAACAGAAAGGAAGGGAAGGAGUACUUUCUGCAAACAGGGCUGUCCCCUCUCCCAGUUGUGCUGUUCAAUGGCAUGCCAUUUCCAAAGGACCAGCUAGAGUCUGAUGAGCUGGAGACAGCGACAAUGCAUAAAAUUCUGGAGACAACCAGCUUCUUUCAAAAGGCUGUGUAUUUGGGAGAACUAACCAAUGACAAUGAUGUUGUGGAUUACGUCAUGAGCCAGCCCAGUGUAGUACCCAGAAUCAACAUGAGGAUCCUUGAACCACAGCGGCAUUACUUGGAUUUCACUGCUACUAAUAACUUCUUUGUGGAUGAUUAUGCCAGAUUCAGUGUUCUUGAUACAGAUGAUAAGACCGCAGCAAUAGCCAACAGCAUGAAUUACCUGACAAAGAAAGGAAUGUCCUCCAGGGAGAUUUAUGAUGACUCCUUUGUGAGACCCGUCACCCUGUGGAUCGUUGGAGAUUUCGAUACACCAUCUGGACGUCAGCUUUUGUAUGAUGCAAUUAAACAUCAGAAAUCCAGCAACAACGUUAGAGUUGGUAUGAUUAACAACCCCGGUGAGGAUCUGUCCGAUGAAAACACUCGUUUCGGGAGAGCUAUAUGGGCUGCUCUUCAGACUCAAAACUCUAACAACGCCAAGAACUUUAUCACCAAAAUCGUUAAGGAAGAGAAUGCCAGAUUGAUUGAAGGAGGACAGGACGUAGUGGAAUUUUCCGUUGGGGGAAUGGAUGUCAAUCUCUUCCGUGAAGCUUACGAGUCUCCUAAAGUCGACUUCAUUUUAUCCCAUGCGGCUUACUGUCGAGAUGUGUUAAAGCUGAAUAAAGGAGAUAGGGCCAUUAUCAGCAACGGGAGGGUUAUUGGACCUUUGCUAACGAAUGAAGUCUUUAAUCAGGAUGACUUCCACCUACUGGAGAACCUAGUUCUCACAACUUCAGCGCAGAAGAUCAAAUCCCACAUUCAACAACUAGGAGUGGAAGAAGACCAUGCCAGCGAUCUGGUCAUGCGAGUGGAUUCUCUGUUAUCCUCUCAGCCAAAGGGUGAAGCAAGAAUUGAAUACAAGUUAACAGAAGAUCAGCACAGUGCCAUUAAACUGAGACCCAAGGAAGGGAUGACUUAUUUCGAAGUAGUGGCUGUCGUGGACCCUGUUACUAAAGCAGCACAGAAAUUGUCUCCAUUGCUCUUGGUUUUGAACCAAAUCCUAAACAUGAAUUUACGAGUGUUCAUGAACUGUCAGUCCAAGCUGUCAGAAAUGCCUCUGAAGAGCUUCUACCGAUAUGUACUGGAGCCGGAGAUUUUGUUUACACCCGCAAAGAAAAUAGCACCAGGUCCUAUCGCCAGAUUUCUCGAUAUGCCCCAGUCUCCUCUCUUCACUCUGAGCCCCAGCACUCCAGACAGUUGGAUGGUGGAGUCGGUGCGGACGCCGUAUGACUUGGAUAACAUCUACUUGGAAGAGAUUGAAAGUGUAGUAGCAGCUGAAUUUGAACUCGAGAACCUGCUCUUAGAAGGUCAUUGUUUUGAUGUCUCUUCCGGGCAGCCGCCCCGUGGUCUUCAGUUUACUCUGGGGACCCCCACCAAUCCUGUUGUUGUGGAUACAAUUGUCAUGGCUAACCUAGGUUAUUUCCAGUUAAAAGCUAAUCCUGGUGCUUGGUUACUUCGUCUAAGAGGAGGACGGUCCGAGGAAAUAUACAGCAUUUAUAGCCAUGAUGGAACAGACUCGCUUCCUGAUUCCCCUGAGGUAGUGAUUGUUUUACAUGAUUUUAGGAGCAAAAUCAUUAAAGUCAAGGUCCAGAAAAAGCCAGAUAAAAUGACUGAAGAUCUUCUGACUGAUGAGACUAACGAAAAUGAAUCAGGAUUCUGGGAAUCGAUUAAACGGGGUCUUUCUGGGAGUCAGAAAACAGAAGAAGUCAAACAAGACAAAGAGGAUGUGCUUAAUAUAUUUUCUGUAGCGUCUGGACACCUGUACGAGCGGUUCCUCAGAAUUAUGAUGUUAUCCGUUUUGAAAAAUACACAGACGCCAGUGAAAUUUUGGUUCUUGAAGAAUUACUUGUCCCCCACCUUUAAGAACUUUAUCCCCUACAUGGCGGAGCAAUACAACUUUCAGUACGAGCUCGUUCAGUACAAGUGGCCUCGCUGGCUCCACCAGCAAACCGAGAAACAGAGGAUCAUUUGGGGAUACAAAAUCCUCUUCUUGGAUGUGCUUUUCCCCUUAGCUGUGGAUAAAUUUAUCUUUGUGGAUGCUGACCAAAUUGUCCGGACAGAUCUCAAGGAGUUGAGGGACUUUAACCUAGACGGUGCUCCUUAUGGAUAUACUCCGUUCUGUGACAGCAGGAGGGAGAUGGAUGGGUACCGCUUCUGGAGAUCUGGAUACUGGGCCAGUCACCUAGCGGGGAGGAAAUACCAUAUCAGUGCUCUGUAUGUAGUUGACUUGAAGAAGUUCCGGAAAAUAGCUGCCGGAGACAGACUACGAGGGCAGUAUCAGGGUCUCAGCCAAGAUCCCAACAGUCUAUCCAACCUUGACCAGGACCUGCCGAAUAACAUGAUCCACCAAGUGCCGAUUAAAUCGCUUCCGCAGGAGUGGCUCUGGUGUGAGACCUGGUGUGAUGACACGUCCAAGAAACGGGCCAAAACUAUCGAUUUGUGUAAUAACCCAAUGACCAAGGAGCCCAAGCUGGAAGCAGCCGUACGGAUAGUGCCAGAGUGGCAGGAUUAUGACCAAGAAAUCAAGAAACUCUAUAGCCGAUUCCUGGAUCAGACUGCAAAUCUAUCGGCAAGUGGGUCUGACAGCCCGAGGCAGCAAGAAACCACAGAUCACAAUGCACACGUGGAAUUAUGAUCUUCAGGGAAGUGGACUCAUAUUUUUCUUUUGUUAUUUUUGUAAAAAAAAAUCCAAAGCUAUAGAAAAUUUUUACUUUUGUCAGUUUUACUGAAUGUCUGAAAAACUGCUGAAUGGUGUGCUAUUGAAUUCUUGGGGUAUUUAUACUUAGGGGUGUGAUUGAGGUUUUUAGGGGAUUGCCAUCCUCUGGCAGUCCUAAGGUGCUGUGAGCGUAUUGUAAGACUCAAAUUAUCAUUCUUUCUUCUCUAGACCUUUAAAAUAAUUAAAAUGGCUAAUCUGAAGGGUCGGCUGUAUAAAUGUUUGAAGCCACAAGGACAGUUACUUCAACAAAUAUUAUGCCAUUGAGUAACUUGAACAGCUGCCGCUGCUUCAAUCAAUACCCAUAGGUGUCAUCUAAUCUGCGUGUGCCAUGUAAUUACAGGGCUUGUGAUAAAACCAGCAGUUCGUAGCCAAAAAGUUCUGCAGUUUGAAUGUGACCUUGUAUAGGAAAAAGGAAAACAAUGCCCGUCUUUUUACAUCCUGAAGAAACUAUUACUUAAUGCUGCAUGAAGACCUUCAAAAUAACCAUGCAUUAAUUCCAUAUAACCUUCAUAAGCCCCACAAUACAACAUGAAGAAACGAUGACGCCACUUUAGAUAUCGCUAGACAUCAACUUGAUUUCUCCUGCUUUUCUUUGGGGAAAUAAUGCCCUGCACUGAUUUUUUUUCUUUUUCUUUUCUUUAAGCCCUAGAAAACCAGGCAUCUGUACUUUCAUUCUUGAGAACCCUUUACACAUGAAGUCCGUAAUGUCAAAUGGUAAAAAUAAAAA